Molecule: messenger RNA, 1185 nt
Organism: Brassica rapa (field mustard)
Lineage: Eukaryota; Viridiplantae; Streptophyta; Magnoliopsida; Brassicales; Brassicaceae
Product: urease accessory protein G
Biological process (GO): urea catabolic process
Molecular function (GO): nickel cation binding; GTPase activity
Source: RefSeq, a predicted model, not a curated record
CUUACAGAUGACAAAUGAGUAUUGUUGAUACCGACAGGGUCAUUUAGGUCAUUCUAAGUACCGAGGGAACAUAAAGAAUCUCCUACCACUUUGGGAGAUAAGGUUACUUCUUGAAUUCGCUUGUGUGUGUUCAAGAUUCACUCUCGCGUAGUAGCUCAAGUGAAAGUCAACGCAGCAACCAAGCAGAGCCCCAAGUCCCUUGAAAAAUGGCUUCACAUGACCAUGAUCAUCACCAUCACGACCACGAGCAAGGCCACAAGAAACCAGAAGGCGGCGGUGGUGACACGUCAUGGGUAGGACCGGACGGGAGGGUGUACCAUAGCCACGAUGGACUCGCACCGCACUCACACGAACCCAUCUACUCUCCUGGAUACUUCAGCCGCCGAGCUCCUCCUCUUAACGACCGUAACUUCUCCGAGAGAGCUUUCACCGUCGGUAUUGGCGGUCCUGUUGGCACAGGGAAAACAGCAUUGAUGCUUGCUCUUUGUAGAGUCUUGAGAGACAAGUACAGUCUUGCCGCUGUGACAAAUGAUAUAUUCACCAAAGAGGACGGUGAGUUUCUGGUGAAGAACGGAGCUCUUCCUGAAGAAAGGAUCAGAGCCGUUGAAACCGGUGGAUGUCCACACGCAGCCAUCCGUGAAGACAUCAGUAUCAACCUAGGUCCUCUUGAGGAGUUAUCAAACUUGUUCAAGACUGAUUUGCUUCUUUGUGAAUCUGGUGGAGAUAACUUGGCUGCUAAUUUCAGCAGAGAGCUGGCUGACUAUAUCAUCUACAUCAUCGAUGUGUCGGCUGGUGAUAAAAUACCACGUAAAGGCGGUCCUGGCAUCACUCAAGCUGAUCUUCUGGUGAUAAACAAGACAGAUCUCGCAGCAGCUGUUGGAGCUGACUUAUCUGUCAUGGAAAGGGAUGCUCUACGCAUGCGUGAUGGAGGUCCAUUCGUCUUUGCUCAGGUGAAGCAUGGGCUUGGGGUUGAAGAAAUAGUCAACCACGUCAUGAACUCAUGGGAGCAAGCAACUGGGAACAAGCGCCAUUAACCACUUCUUAAGAACUGAAUAAAACUCGGUUUAUGCGUUAGAAGCUUAUGUAUCAAUCAGUUCGUUGUUCUUUUAUGUAUCUCUGUUUGUUGUUGUCGUACUCAAGACAGUAAGAGAAAUAAAGGUUUUAAGAGCACGAGACUCAUCAUUA